This is a messenger RNA of Closterium sp. NIES-67, 699 nucleotides long. Lineage: Eukaryota; Viridiplantae; Streptophyta; Zygnematophyceae; Desmidiales; Closteriaceae. The record is from the annotation of a GenBank genome assembly.
AGACUAGUUGGGACUCACACACACUCGCCCUAGCCCCCGCCUUAGCGAACUUAGAUCAAACGGCGAGGGAGACUAACGACCUCGCAAACGGACCUGCGUGACGUGUACCAUCCAGAAUAUGUGACAGAAACUGCCCGCGGGAAAGAGGUGCGAGGCGCGGGGGUAAAAACUGCGAAACAGGGGGAUGAAAGGGCGUUUGCGAGAGGACGCGAUGGCCGAGGGGAGGGCAGCGAGGGUGGAGAGGAGAGGAUGUGACGGCGCGUUGGCGAGGAUGAGAGGGCGGAUGGGUGAUGACGCGAGAGCGAGCAGGAGCAGGGUAUUACGGGGGCGAAGGGGCAAGGUUGUGGGGGCGAACGUGGCAGCAAAAGCGAGGAUGAAGGGGAGAAGACACGUCCCGUGGACGGCCACACCUGCGUGCUCACGGUAGCUAUCUGCCUCGUGGCCAGAGGGCCCAGCUACACUGGAUGGUAGGAGUAGGCGAUGCAAGAAGUCAUGGCAGCACGGGAGAAGGUUGGGUCUGGGGGGGGAUUAUCCACAAAGGGGUCAAAUUUACGACGCAAUGCUGUAGAGUGUUUAGUGGAUGCUGAUUGAUUCAAGAAAAUUGUGGCCAAUAGCCUGCAAAUUCAUAACCAGGGCUAUUUGAUAUGGGGUACUAUGACUGCCAAUACAAGCCACUGUCAAUAAUCGCGGGCCAAUGCA